Molecule: messenger RNA, 1026 nt
Organism: Somion occarium
Lineage: Eukaryota; Fungi; Basidiomycota; Agaricomycetes; Polyporales; Cerrenaceae
Source: the annotation of a GenBank genome assembly
ACCUUUCAAUGGAUCCACCACUAUCCACUACCGUAUCAUACAUGGAAUCAUAGCUCGCUGGCCUGGGUGAUGUCGGCGACCGUUUAAGUGGAGCAUGGCAGGACCACAUAAGAUCUGCUUUCUCCUUUGCUUGUUCUCAAGCUUCAUAUCUUUCAGUUACAGUACCAUAAUGUUUACGACGCUCUCAAACACUCGAAAUGCCCUCAGACAGUAUUCUCAAGCUAUCAUAAUUCGACCAACAAUGGUCGCACCUGUCGGUCUGAGAGGUUUGGCAACGGCGAAAGGUCUCAUGGACGUUGCACAGGAAAUCAAGAUUGACCACGACAAUAUCCCCGUGUCGUACGAGGAGAAGUUGGUCGCUAACACUCUCAUUCGUGAGAUAUCCAUCCACGGCGACGCAGAAGAGAUAUAUGUUUACAACGACUACCAGAAGCUCGGUCUUCAUGACGCCGCCAUGCAUAGUAAAGAAGACCACGCUGAAGUCAAGAAACUCAUAUUUAGGGAUGAGCAUAUCGCUGCCAGCCAUGAGCAUCAUGAUGACAUCAUGGCAGACUCUGUCAAUGCUUUCUUUGCCCACGGCCAAGAGGAGGAGACAACACGGCAUCCUACCCUCCGCGAGAAGCUCUCCCCAGAGGACAAUGAUAAACUCGCUCGUGCGUUCUUGAAGGCUCGUGAGAUGGUUCCCACUAGGCCUCACCCUCUGGCUCCCCAGACCGAUGGUACUCUGCAGAAGGCUAUGGGUGUGUAUGGUCACGUUUAAGGCGAGGUCGUCGAGAAGGUGACAGGAAGAGAAAACGUCAGUCCGAGACAACAACACCCACAAUUGUGAGGAACGUUAUUGCAGCCCGGCGAUGGAUGAUGCAACGCAUUAUAGGGAAUGCCUAAGCUGUAGUAAGUAGUAGCACUCUAUGUGUAGGUUUGAUAUCUCAAGUUUAUACGGUGUCGAAAUCGCUGAACAUCGCCGCUUGGUCUGUUCCUGUUCCCUUGCCUUUUUGAGGUCAAUUGUAUAGUCUUCGGCUAUCACGG